Molecule: messenger RNA, 1365 nt
Organism: Fopius arisanus
Lineage: Eukaryota; Metazoa; Arthropoda; Insecta; Hymenoptera; Braconidae
Product: phospholipase A2
Exons: 4
Coding region: 333-893 (186 amino acids)
Biological process (GO): phospholipid metabolic process; arachidonate secretion
Molecular function (GO): A2-type glycerophospholipase activity
Source: RefSeq, a predicted model, not a curated record
AAAAUAGUUAAUCCAUUUCACAAGUGGAAUUGUUUUUAUGAUUAAAACUGCGUUAAUUGAAUCAAUCCUUUGGAUCCCCUCCCAGGAUUAUUUAAGAAUAAAGAAUUAUAGAUAAAUUAACGAGCAAGAAUAUUACUGAGAGUUUGAACUUUUGUAUUGAAGAUUCUGGAAAAAAUUGUAUCUACAGAAUUUCUGUUAAUUGGUAGUUAAAAAUAAUUCAAAGUCGAUCCAUCCUCGUAAUUAAAACAGGAAAUCUGAAAUAGGAGAAUUAGUAUCUCACGGAGAUAAAUUUGUAAAUGUGAAAUCUAUCUUUACGUUUAUUGAAAGAACAGAUGUGCCCACCGAAAAUGAACAAGUCAGUGAUUAUCAUAUUCCUGGUUUGCGUGGUCUACGUAAUAGCUGAAAAUGACUAUAAACCAAAUGACCUUCUGGAGCCUGUAGUAACUGUUCUGCAGAUUCAUGAAACCACUAAAUUGUCGGAAACUGAUGAAACUAAGAAAAAGUGGGGUGUUAUCUAUCCCGGUACUAAAUGGUGUGGACAAGGAAACAAAGCAAAAGAUGAGAACGACUUGGGCAAAUUCAAACAGACAGACAGGUGUUGCCGUGCUCAUGACAGAUGUCCGGAUAAAAUUAAAGGAGGAACAUCCAAACACGGGAUAGAAAACAAUGGCACUGUCACAAUAUUGAGCUGCCACUGUGACGAUAUUUUUUUCGAUUGCCUCAAGGGUGUUCGGAGCAAGGCGAGCAAGAUUGUUGGCACCUUGUACUUUGACAUUGUCAAGAACAAGUGCUUCCAGCCUUCCGCGGAAAACUACGGAGAAUAUGUUAUGACGAAAAGUAGAAAAUUCUCAGGGAACAACUUCAUUAAAUUCAUAAGGAAACUGUUUGGAUAAAGUUAAGGAUUAUAUUCAUAGAGAGACUACAUCUCUUCAUCUUUACAAUCAAUGAAUUUCUAACGCUAGAAAAAACGUUUUUGUGAUUGAGAAAAUUGUUUUAUCUAAGAAUGAAUAAUUGGGAGUAAAUUUUCUGCGGAUUUUUAAAAAUAAAAAAAAGAUUUUUUAAAAUUCAAAAGAAAUGAUAGUGGAAAGUUUUUUUCUUUAGUUGAGAAGAAAGUCAUAAAAGCUAGUUCAAUGAAAAUUCACGUCAAGACUCAUUAUUAUAUAUAAAAAAAAUAAGCGUUGUGAACUCACGAUCAAUAUUUGCGGGAUUUCGUCUCAAAAAUGACAAUAUUUUCACUCGAUAACUCAGGAUUGAACGGAGUAUUUGUACAAGUACAUGACAGAGUUUGGUAAUUUCCGGGAAAUUAUUUCAAAAAUCAAUACUGUUGUGACGACAAUAAACAAAAUAUAUUGAUUCACCACGUCA